GGAAGGAAGGAUGGAAGGAAGGAACGAUGGAAGGAUUAUAGGAAGGAAGGAAGAAAGGAGUGUAGGAAUAAAUGACUGUAUGUAAUCUAGGAAAUUCAGAAACGAGCUACGGCAGUUGUAGCGAGAACACAAACUCGGUGAACAUCAUGCAUAGAUGUGGCUUAAGAAUAUUUGUGUCUAAAAAUGCUGAAACGUUUAGAAAUUUUGAAGGCACAAUUGACGUAAUCCCAUAAUAAUUAAACACAAAUGAGUCAAGAUCUGUUUCGUAAAAGUCAAUAUCAAAAGCAAUCAGCAAAGGACAUAAAUUGUUUUUUCACCCUAUUCUAAUGACAGUUCAGUGGAAGAAUCAUUUCAUGAAUUGUUGGUAAAUGAACAGAAUUGACAGGUGGCCCAUCGAUCUCAGAGUGGCUCUAUAUUGAUUCUGCACACCGAGUUCCUAGUAGUAUUCAUCUUAUCUUUAAUGUCGUGAAGGUCACAGCAUAGCACAUAGAAAAGACUAAGCCCUUAAUGACGAAGCGUAGUAACUUUAGUUCAGUUUUCAAUUGCAAGAAUGCCUUAAUUUGUAUAUUUGUAUAUUUUUGAAAUAAACGUGUGAAAACUGUAACGCUUUUUGCAGUUUAACAGCAUUGUUGACGGCUUUCAUGGAUUUUUCUUGGCUGAGUUUCAGCGAUUCGGCGCACAAAGUAUUGAUAUAUCUUCGGACAAAGCCUUACCAAUGGCAGAGAUAAAGCUGUUCUGCAUCAGUGCGUCGGUGAAAGGUCAACUGAUGGCAAGAAUAAAGACAGGAAUAAAGUCAAUGUCAAUCUUCCACAGCAAUUAUUUGGAGGAGCUGGAUACAGAUGACUGCAGAUGUCCUCCUGCAGCUGUGAACCUCAACUUGAGCAAGACUCUGGACCAGGCCAGGGUGUACUAUACAACGGAUAAGAUGGUCUUUAAAGCAAAAGUACAACAUUCACGAUGCAGUUCGUCAGUGAAGACCUUUUCAUAUUGGCAUAUCACCAAAGCAAACUUAAAGGGUAGAAAUUUCUACUCCUUUCUUCCUGGUGGAAUUAAAAAUGAUAAACCUGUUUGGUCGAUGCGGAGAAGAACAAGUCUCGACAGCUACUAUUACGUCAGUUACGUUUUAAGAACCUCGCCACAGUUGAAAAUUAUUGGAUAUGACUUUGGUUUCAUCUUACUUCUUCAGAGUUCCCCUGUCGCUAAUAUUUCAGGCCCGUCUUUUGCAACUAUAGGACAAGGGAAUAUUACGUUGAAUGGCUCUCGAUCCUAUGACCCACAUCCCAAACAAGGACGUCCUCUAACCUUCACCUGGUUUUGCAGACGAAGUUACGAAACAUUCCUGGAAAACGAUUCGCUUCCGGUUGAUGCUCCAAAUGGUAACGCAAACCUGUCAGGUGGUUGCUAUGGUUUCGGUCCAGGAAGACUCAGUGGUCGUGAAAAUGUAAUAAAUGUGGAUGUAGACAAAAUGGAGGGAGGAAAAACGUAUGUGUUUGAGCUUGUUGUUUCAAACGGUGUCGAAAGCUCCAGGGCCACCCAUCGGUUAGUGGUGGCAUCAUUCUUUAUCAGUUGCAUUUACAAUUGUGGCCCUGAAGUCAUUCCCAAGAAGCAAAUGAUCAUAGAAUCCAACUGUACUGGAGAUAUUUGCGGAACGAUCGCUCGCCACGAAUGGUCUCUGUUUAAGAGAGAGAACUCCAGGCUGUCUAGCUCUUGGGUGCAAAUCUCGGACUUAGCUGAGCGAAUACUCACCGACCUAGACAACCCAAAUAUAGUCCUUACCGGCAAGCUGGGUGAUAAUAAGUAUUCCCUUGAGAUGAAUACCACAUACAAGAUAAAGGCAUCCAUAAUAAUAGAAGGAGGAAUUGUUUUAGAAGACGACUUACCCUUUCGAACUGUAAAACCUCUCUCUGUUCCCAAGAAAAGAUGCAGUGUGAAACCAAAGGAAGGGUUUGUUUUGAAAACCAAUUUUUCGGUGGACUGUUCUGGAUGGCACAAUGAGAACAAAUACUUGACAUAUAGUUUCAGUUACACUACUUCAACUGGUAUGGUAAGCGCCAGUGGUAGGCACAGUCCAUACAUAUCAGCAACUCUUCCUCAAGGAAAUAAGUCAGAAGAUUAUAAUAUAACUAUAAGAGUGAACAUUUUUGACCAAAAAGGAGCAAGCCAGGUGGACAUUUUAACUGUAAAGGUGAAGCCAUUGCCACAGAAUGAUCCCUCACUACAUCCUGCAACUUUAAGUAGUGACAUUACAAACUAUUUGAAUGAAGGAAAAGUUAGUGAGGCGGCUUCUCAUGCAAUUGCCGUGUUGAGUGCAGAUGUUGACGACAAGGCCAAGGACUCCACAUUACAGGCCAUCGCUCGGGCGCAGAUUACACAUGAAAGCCAGGUUACGCAAUUCGCUGCAAUUGUUAUCAUGGCAGCAGAAGGCAGGGCCAGGAUGCCCGUGAACACUCUGGCAAGUAGCAGAUAGUUACUGUACAUUUGAAAAUAACAUGAAUUAUCAUCGCAGUUAUGAAACACAACUUAAGCAGUUGUAAAAACCUGAAAAGAAUUCAGCCUUUAACGGGAUAAGAAACUUUGAUCUGUGUGUGAUUUCAGGCGCCAUUUUCACAACUGCUCAGGAGUGUACAUAACUG
Molecule: messenger RNA, 2633 nt
Organism: Orbicella faveolata
Lineage: Eukaryota; Metazoa; Cnidaria; Anthozoa; Scleractinia; Merulinidae
Product: polycystin family receptor for egg jelly-like
Biological process (GO): detection of mechanical stimulus
Cellular component (GO): membrane
Molecular function (GO): calcium channel activity; protein binding; calcium ion binding
Source: RefSeq, a predicted model, not a curated record